AUGCCACCAACACAAGGCCUCCACCAUCUCGUGGGGCACAAGCGCUCUCACCAACAUUUCCGUUUUGUUCGUGCCUCGCUUGUGUUGGUAUCGAUCGGAGGCGGUGUGUACUUGAUCGAUAGAUAUGCCUACUCAUCGUUGUUGACCAGAUCUGUGCGAGCCAUCUACAUCAUGCUUUGGAUAGCGUAUGAGUACGCCAUAGGCUCGAAGACAAAGGACCUCGACCAUAUCCACGAGCACACCUCGGAGGAGCUUCUCCGUCUUUUGAAGACGAACAAGGGUCUCUACAUCAAAUUAGGCCAGGCCAUUGCUAACCAGGGUGCCAUUCUCCCACUCGCCUACCAGGAAAAGUUCCCCAAGCUUUACGACGACGCUCCCAUCGAGCCCUGGGAACAGAUAGACACAAUUCUCAAAAAGCACUACGGCCCCAGCUACGAAACGGAAUUGUUUUCAAAAUUCGACCAUGUCCCCAUUGCCAGUGCAUCAAUAGCGCAGGUUUAUAAAGCUACUUUGAAAAACGGAAAAGAAGUGGCUGUCAAGGUGCAGCAUGGUUAUAUUGAUAACCAAAUUGUUGUGGACCUCAUGGUUUACCGGUUUGUGACCAGGAUUUACGAAAAGAUCUUUGAUAUACCUAUGAGCAUGUUUUCCCGGUACGUUUCUGAUCAGAUGUUGAAAGAAACAGAUUUUGAAUGCGAAAUGCGUAACUCGCAAAGGCUAGCAAAAACGAUAGCCGAAGACAGUACUUUGAGUAAUGUUAAUGUUUAUGUUCCUCAGUCAUUUCCAGAGUACACCAAGAGACAAGUGUUGAUUAGUGAAUGGAUAGAAGGCGUAUCCCUUGCCGACAAGAAUGUGUUACUCGAUCAGGGUUACGAUUUGAAAUUGAUCAUGACUCAGUAUUUGCAAGUGUUCGGAAAACAAAUGUUCAAAUACGGAUUUGUGCAUUCUGAUCCACACCCUGGCAAUUUAUUGGCAAGGUUCGAUGCCAAUGGCAAGCAACAAUUAGUGAUCUUGGACCAUGGCUUGUACAUUGAAUUAAGUGAAAAGUUCAGAACAGAGUACUGCAAACUUUGGAAGUACAUUUUUUUGGUUAAUCAUAAGGGAAUCGCACAGAUUGCCCAAGAAUGGGGUAUAAAUUCUGCAGAGAUGUUUGCAUCAAUGAUUCAACUAAAGCCAUUUAAGCCGAUUAAAGAUGUUCGCAAUGACAAGCGGGACAUGCAUGAAUUAAUGAAGAACUUUAUCGGAGAUGAAAGUGCAUUUCCUCAGGAGUUGAUUUUUGUCUCUAGAACAAUGAGAAUGAUACAGAACUUGAACCAAACAUUUGGGUCUCCCGUCAAUAGAAUUAACUUGUUGACCAAGGAACUGAUCAAUGCCCAGGUUGCUAAGAAUCCUUCGUUGCGGGAUUACUUCGACUACAUUAGAAUACAGACAACCAUGUUCAUCAGCAGUGUUUUGUUUUUGGCAAUUAGAGUCCGCCAGUAUUUGGGAGGAGAUCUGUAUGGUGGUAAGGGCCAGGGUUUAGAGGACUAUAUUGAGAUAUACAUGCAAAACACUGCUAAGUCCUUUGGUAUAAAUUAG
Messenger RNA from Suhomyces tanzawaensis NRRL Y-17324, 1575 nucleotides. RefSeq lists its product as uncharacterized. The coding region runs from base 1 to 1575 and encodes 524 amino acids. The record is from RefSeq and is a predicted model, not a curated record. Lineage: Eukaryota; Fungi; Ascomycota; Pichiomycetes; Serinales; Debaryomycetaceae. The transcript is spliced from 2 exons.